Messenger RNA from Pyrus x bretschneideri (Chinese white pear), 1093 nucleotides. Its product is annotated as ycf20-like protein. The record is from RefSeq and is a predicted model, not a curated record. NCBI's taxonomy places the organism in Eukaryota, Viridiplantae, Streptophyta, Magnoliopsida, Rosales, Rosaceae.
UUUUUGCACUCCCCACCAUCAUAUUCGGAAUGGUUUACAUAACUACAUAAGAAUCAAACUCACCUAAACCACCUUAACAAUCCUUAACCUUUGAGUGAUCAUCAUUACUGUUCAAAUUGAAGGCUUGUGUACUAACAAUCUCAUUUUCUCUUCUUUCCAUCAUUCUAGUUCAUGGCCUCUCGAACGGGAACUGCACCAGCACUAGAGAAUCAAAUCCCUGAAAGAUCAUAUACAACUCCUGCAACUUGUCUGAUCCACAACUGUUGCAGUGAACCAACUUUCAAGAUCCAAACUUCAAACAUUCGCAUAAAGUCUGUGCCCUUCCCUUCCCCCCAAAGGCGUUUUCAGUCAACAAGACAACGAGCCCUUGCCUUGGACACAGGUGGGAUUCCUGAUAACGGUGGGCAAGAGGGCAUCAAUGGCAACAACUCUAAUCUCAAUGCCACCCGAUUGGGUCGGAUAGUGACUGCAGGUGGAAGACAGCUAUUGGAGAAGCUGAAUUUAGCUAGGAGAAAGUUCCUGAAAGUAUUUCUUCUUCUUUUGGGUUUCUACACGGCAAAUGCAUUGGCUACAAUCCUUGGGCAGACUGGGGAUUGGGAUGUUCUGGUUGCGGGUGGUGGUAUGCUUAUGUAUAGAAAGCCCCCCUCUCAAUCAAGUGGGAGGCUCAAGUCUUUUGUCAUGAUGGUAAAUUACUGGAAAGCCGGUGUGUGCUUAGGUCUCUUUGUGGAUGCUUUUAAAUUGGGUAUGGUUCUACCGACCUCAAGUCUGGAAGAUGGAGAUUUAGUACUAAACUCGUGUUUUUAAGUUUUAACACCCUUGAUCCGUCGGUAGGUUGUCCGGUCCAGAUCCACGUUUAUCCUAAGAUGACCAAUCUCAACUAAAUUUUUGCAAAUAAAUGUAUGCCCUGUCUUACUAAAUGUACAAAGGCACUGUCUUACUAAAUAAACAAAUUUCUCUCAUCUUUUUACAUGUUGAAUUUCUUGAAUUAUGCCUCCGGAGGAUGGGAUCAUAAGAAGUUUUCCCCCUAAUGACCGCCAGUUUCGGUAUCGCCAGUUUCAGGGGUGGUGGCGAUGACAAUGGUAGUGGCGGGAAU